GUUUGCCAUCGAUCAGUCCACUCGUUUCAUAUCAUAUUUUUGUUGAAUAAAUCUCUAUUGAAUUACACAACAAUAGAUUGUUAUAACAAGUAUUUCAUUAUAAUAAGUGUUAUAUUAAAAAAAGUUUUUAAAUAUCAAUGUGUUAAAAAUAGUUUGAAAUUGUAUUGAUAGUCAAGUGAUAAACUAUUUAUAAAUUAUUAAAGUUGUGACCGAAAUACAAUUGAGACAAUGAUUCCCGAACCGGACUAUAGAGACGAUGACAACUACAAGAAUAACAAUAAUAAUGGACACAAUGGUAGUCACACAUCAUCGUUGCCGACGCCAAUGAUGAGACAUCAUCAGCGAAAUGGUUCUCCCAAUCAUAAGAUGAAUGGUAAUGGUGUACCAGUAUUGCCAAACUUGGAUGAAGAAGGACUCGUUAUUCCCCGAAAACUGGUUAAUCCGUGUCUCGAGUCUAACGAAAGGAUGAGUAUUCACAAAGAGAUGCUUUGGAAUCAAAAAGUUGGUAAGAAUGUAUUGAAUGGCAAGAAUGAGUUGCAGAAAGAGUUGGCAAAACGUAAGGACAACCAAAAGCGUAAAGAACUGGAGGCAGAAAAGCUGUCGCGUCGGUCAAGUCUUGAGAGACGUCUGGAGGAACAACAACUCAAAAUCAAACAACACGAACAGUCCAGUGCUGAACAUACCGUCACCUCAACGUCGGGCUCGUCAUCACCGGACAAACAAUCGCAAGAAUCAGAGUUUUUAAAAAUUUAUUCUAAAGUAAAAAGUGCCACAAAUUCUGAUUAUAAUAACGAUACCAAUGGUUGCGCUCCACAUCCCAACUCUUCACUGACUAAUCCAAAGGCCACAUCCAAGACAUGAACACAUAGUUGAUUGCAAAAUACAUAUUUAAAAAAUUAAUUAGUUUUAUGAUUGAUGAAUAUGUAGUUUUUGUUUUAUAUAGUAUUUAACUUUUUAUUAAUUAAUUUUAAUAUAUCUUAUAUAUGCA
Oppia nitens is the source of this 988-nucleotide messenger RNA. Its product is annotated as protein FAM107B-like. NCBI's taxonomy places the organism in Eukaryota, Metazoa, Arthropoda, Arachnida, Sarcoptiformes, Oppiidae. The record is from RefSeq and is a predicted model, not a curated record. The transcript has 2 exons. The coding region runs from base 229 to 861 and encodes 210 amino acids.